Messenger RNA from Lottia gigantea (owl limpet), 522 nucleotides. RefSeq lists its product as hypothetical. The transcript has a single exon. The annotation marks the transcript as partial. The record is from RefSeq and is a predicted model, not a curated record. Lineage: Eukaryota; Metazoa; Mollusca; Gastropoda; Lottiidae.
GUUUCUACCAAACCAUUUUCUACGUCUAAGGUUACUACCAAGCCAUUUUCUACGCCACAAGAUUCAACCAAGACAUUUUCUUCCCCUAAAGAUUCAACCAAGUCAUUUUCUACGCCAAAAGAUUCAACCAAGUCAUUUUCUACGCCAAAAGUUACUACAAAGUCAUUUUCUUUCCCUAAAGAUUCAACCAAGUCAUUUUCUACGCCAAAAGAUUCAACCAAGUCAUUUUCUACGCCAAAAGAUUCAACCAAGACAUUUUCUGCGCCAAAAGAUUCAACCAAGUCAUUUUCUACGCCAAAAGAUUCAACCAAGUCAUUUUCUACGCCAAAAGUUACUACAAAGUCAUUUUCUACGCCAAAAGGUUCAACCAAGUCAUUUUCUACGCUUAAAGUUACUACCAAGCCAAUUUAUAUCCCUAACGUUUUUACCAAACUAUUUUCUAUGAGUACUGUUUCUACCAAGACAUCUUCAGUGCCUAAAGUUGCAGCCAAGGCUUCUUCAAUUCGAUCUUUGGUGAACACA